AUGGACAUCUUGGGUCCGGAUGUCAUCCAACACCUAGCCCAGUGGCUUCCUCAGCAAGACCUUCUUCACUUGGCUCUCACAAACAAAUCUUUCUACGGCUUGCUCCACCCCAAAAUCUAUGAGGUGGUGGUAGUAGACUCUUCCAGAACACAGUUUGACGACAUUUUCUCGGACUCCUGUCAUGAAUGGUUUGUCUACCACGAAUAUCCAUGUGAACCCACAGUUAUCAGGACUCUUUACUCCAUCACUCGUUUCUUCAAGAACUUGAUUGAAAACCCACAUUAUGCCAGGUAUGUCACCCAGUUUGUCGUGGAGGAGAACUUUCCCGACGUGCCUGAGCUUGAGCUAAACCAAUAUCUUCUGCAAAUACUCCCCCACAUGUCCAAUAUCAACGUGUUUAGUUGGUCUUCCCUCCAUUAUCCCAUCGAAGCUCAGCUAAUGUCAUUGUUCCCCAACCCUGAUAGACUCCAAACCCUAUGGGGAAAUUUCCGUUUUUCGGAGAGUGGGUUUCCCUGUGCACAAUUUGAACGUCUCCACAAUUUGGGAAUAUCCAAUUUCAAAAAGGACAAGGUGUUGGAAUCCAUAGACAUGUCCCUGUUUGCUUCUAUUAAAACGUUAACGAUAUCGAAAAAAACUACCGGUCGUCGGAAAUCAUUCACUUCACAGCUCGAGACUUGCUGUCAAAGUUCUUUAAGCAGUACGAUCGAACCCCUUCUGUUUUCAGAAAGGCCCACUUUCAUCUCAUCGCUUUUCAACUCUCCUUUAAUUGAAAAGCUCUGUUUAACAUCUCUACACUUAAAAGAUAUUUCUCUUACACGCCAAGAUGCAGAUUCUUUGCGAGAGAAUAUCAACCUCCAGACAUUAGAACAUUUGUCCUUGGAUAAUUGCGUCGAAUGUCUAUUUGAAAACAGCUCGUCUUUUCCAAACAUAAAUCCUUCAAGAAGAAGACAUCCACCAUCAGAGUUGUUCCUUGAAGUUCUAUCCCCAGAUCUUGUAUCUUUAAAACUGUUGAAUCUCAACCUAUCGAACGAGCUUUGCUUUAAUAGGGUCACAGUCAGAACUAUCUCUCAACUCCAUGGCUUACAGAAGCUCAGCAUUCACAUCAAAGUUUUCAAAACAGACGAGCAGGUCAAUUUGGCACCAAUCGUGAAUGCUCUUCAAACGCAUGCUCAGUCGCUAGUAUACUUGAAUCUUUGUUGUGAUAUAGUGGAGUCUUCCGUGUCUGUUUGUCCCAAGAAAAACUUUCGCUACGCCUUGAAAUUGGUAAUUGGGCUUUCUGCGCUUACCAAGUUGCAAGUUUUGAAGUUGCCCAUAUCAUAUAAUCAAAUAGCUGACUUCCCAAAACUAUUGUCAUCUUUGGAGAAUUUGAAAAUUUUGCAACUAGGAAUAGCGCAUCUGGAUUGUAUUCCUUCGAAAGCUGCAUGUUUUGGAUGUGAUGAGUACGUUCUUGGUUCCGUGAAUUCACUUAUUAGUGACGAUUAUUUCAAAUGCUCAACAUCAUUCUCAACAAGAAUGGAAGUGAAUAAGAACCAGCAAUACCUUCAGUUCUCCAAAAUAUUUAGAUCAAUGUUUGAGAACCUCAAGUUCCUUCGCUUCGAUUUACGAAACGAAUCUCUUCUUUACGACGUCUCCGAUAAGAUGGGCAUCACAGCUCAAAAUUCAUCAUUACAAAAGUUCGACAUGAUUGUUAAAAUGAUUGUCUAG
This is a messenger RNA of Clavispora lusitaniae ATCC 42720, 1704 nucleotides long. RefSeq lists its product as uncharacterized. NCBI's taxonomy places the organism in Eukaryota, Fungi, Ascomycota, Pichiomycetes, Serinales, Metschnikowiaceae. The record is from RefSeq and is a predicted model, not a curated record.